AAGCUGUUACGGAAAGAGAUCGCUCUAGAAAUAGCUCAAUGGGGUGUUUUUGGUUAUGAAAACAUGGCUGGUCAUUGUAACACUUGUGGCUUGCCAUUUGUGUUUGAAGAACUUUCUUACCAUACACCAUACUGUCAUACAACUGAACUGCAUGACACUCAAUUGACGACUGCUGAAAAUAAUCUCAAGAAAGCCACAACAUCUACAUGUACUUCGAUUUCAUCCUUAAAACAACCGGCAAAAGAUAAUUUCAAGAUUAAUGGUACAGUAUUCACGUCAUCUUCAAUUCUGGAAGAUAAUCACAAGAAAGCUAUAGUGUCCCCUUCAUCAACUACAAAAGAACAUGUGAAAAAAAAGAGAAGGAGAAGGUGUCAAAAGUGUGCAGGCUGUACAGCUCCUGAUUGUGGGAAAUGUGCCUUUUGUCUUGAUAUGGUAAAAUUUGGAGGACAAGGUAUAAGAAGGCAAUGUUGUAAAGAAAGAAAUUGUCUUGAAUUAAGUGGUAAUGUCAGAGCUUUUUCCUGA
Messenger RNA from Amphimedon queenslandica, 522 nucleotides. RefSeq names its product lysine-specific demethylase 2A-like. Bases 64 to 522 code for a protein of 152 amino acids. Lineage: Eukaryota; Metazoa; Porifera; Demospongiae; Haplosclerida; Niphatidae. The record is from RefSeq and is a predicted model, not a curated record. Gene Ontology annotation, molecular function: zinc ion binding; DNA binding. The transcript has 6 exons.